CAAAUUAAAGAACACAGUAAUAAUGGGGGAAGAUAUAACAGCAAUCUUGGGGAUGGUUGUUCUGCAAAUAUGCUACGCUGGUUUGAACAUAAUCUCAAAGCUCGCCAUGCAAUCUGGAAUGAACCCUCUCGUUCUUCUCACUUACAGGCAGAUAUUUGGCACUCUCGCCAUUGCUCCUUUUGCCUUUUUUACUGAAAGAAAAACGAGGCCUAAGAUCAGUGUUGCAGUUCUGAUUCAGAUUCUUUUGUGUUCCUUAUCAGGAGCAACAGCAAAUCAGAUACUGUUCUUCAUUGGGUUGAAGUAUACAAACCCAACAGUUUCAAGUGCUAUGGCCAAUAUUCUUCCAGCUGCUACUUUUAUCCUUGCUGUUCUUUUCAGACAAGAGAGUGUGAGAAUCAAGACCAAGCCAGGGCUUGCAAAGGUAACAGGGACAAUUAUAUGUGUUUGUGGGGCAAUGCUACUGUCUUUCUACCAUGGACAUACCAUUGGCUUGGGUGAGUCCAAAAUUCACUGGGCAUACAUUGAGAGAAUGAGGGACAGAAACCCGAACCGUCAAGGAAACCAUGUCGUUGGCUCGAUAUUGUUGCUGUGUAGCUCUUUUGCUUGGGCAUUAUGGUUUGUGAUCCAAGCAAGACUUAGUGUCAAGUUUAAAGCUCCUUAUACAAGUACCACAUUGUUGUGCUUCAUGGCCUCCUUCCAAUGUGGAAUCAUAGCUGUGAUUUCGGAGCACAACAUUGCUGCUUGGUCUUUGAAAAGUACGAGUAGACUCGUCGCAGCUCUUUACACGGGAGUUGUGUGCUCUGCAUUGACAUUUAGCAUUACUUCAUGGAUCAUACAGAGGAAAGGUCCUCUCUAUGUCGCUAUUUUCACCCCUUUAUUGCUCAUCAUUGUGGCUAUCCUCAGUUGGGCUCUCCUCGGCGAUAAACUUUACGUUGGAACUGUAAUAGGCUCUGUUUUGAUCAUCAUUGGGCUUUAUGCUGUGCUGUGGGGAAAGUCCAAAGAGAUGAAGCUGCAAGAUCACAACAUGGAGAAGCCAACAAUAGAGAAGCUGCCAAAUGGGACUCAUAAUAAUAUUGAUGAAAAAGAUGACAUGGAAAUGCAAUUAAGCUUGAAAUGAAGGUUUUAUGAUUCCCAUAUGAAUUUAAAGAAGUUUGGAAAAAGAAUGGAGAAAAAAAGAGGCUUCCACAUUCAAAGGUUCCUUUGGGGUUUCAAUUUUCAUUGUGUAAAAGUUCUC
Momordica charantia (bitter melon) is the source of this 1234-nucleotide messenger RNA. RefSeq names its product WAT1-related protein At1g09380-like. Gene Ontology annotation, molecular function: transmembrane transporter activity. Gene Ontology annotation, cellular component: membrane. NCBI's taxonomy places the organism in Eukaryota, Viridiplantae, Streptophyta, Magnoliopsida, Cucurbitales, Cucurbitaceae. The record is from RefSeq and is a predicted model, not a curated record.